AUGAAACGAAGUGUUCCCUUAUACAAACUGUGGGCUUGGUUUUAUUUGUUGGACGCUUGUGUUCCAGGAAGCCAAAAAGAAGUUGAGGCCGAGAACAUCGAACAUAAAGCUGAGAACGUAAAAUUAAAACAGGCUUUGGAAGAACAUGAAUCCAGAUUUGCGAAACUGGAGCAGAACGAUAAAGAUAAUGAGCUUAAAGCUAGAGUUGCGAAAUUAGAACAAAAGCAAUCGAAAGCUGAUGAAAAGAACUUUAUUGUUAAAUCUGAAGUCUGCGAAGCAGGAUACCCAGUAUCUAAUACCACCUCUACCAAAAUGAAAAAUUCUAAUAAUACUUCCGCAUCUAAUAUAUCUGCUAAUACUUCAAAUUUUGAUGUUGCUCCUGAACGAAUAGAAAAUAGUUCCGAUAACACACCCGAUUCCAGGAAAAGGGAAAAGGAGAGGGUUAGUAAUAUGGCAAGAGAAAGAAAUAGGGAAAAGAAUAUUUGCCGAGGGCAACAAUUGGUACGAAAAACAUCUUCCACACAAAAUGCAAUCUCUACUGAGAUAAAUCCUAUUAUUGAUGAUCAUACAACUACCCGAUUAGAAUCAAUCAAGCACAAAAUACCGGAAGCAAAAUUCCAUACAACAAAAGAGUAA
Messenger RNA from Paraglomus occultum, 636 nucleotides. Lineage: Eukaryota; Fungi; Glomeromycota; Glomeromycetes; Paraglomerales; Paraglomeraceae. The record is from the annotation of a GenBank genome assembly.